AUGGCAUCAAAAUUAUUGUCGUUCCUAGAAGGUCUCAUUCGUUCGCAGUAUGUGUGCUACCUCGUGGAUAAAUGCGUUGAGGAAAAUGGCAGAAAAUUAAAUCUCGCACGGUUCCGGAUAAAGACAGUCCCGUCGACACUGGCGUCGUGUACGUUUCUCUCGAAAUUGUCCCUCGAUGGCAAUUUCUUCUCAUCGGCAUCAAUCAUUGGUCUUCAAUCGUUGAAGUUUCUCCGCUACCUAACGCUGAACGACAACGAAUUAAGUCAAUUCCCGGAGGAGCUGUGUCAGCUAAAGUUUGUCGAAUUUCUAAACAUUGGAGGCAAUCCGAUAGACCGUUUGCCUGAAGCUAUCGGCAAAUUGAAAAACCUAAUUACUCUCUGGUGUAAUGAUAUGCUGUUGAAGAAUCUACCGGAGACGAUUGGAACGCUACGGAAACUGAAAACAUUCGGUGCUCGAAAUAAUCAACUGACGGCUUUACCGGAGUCCUUCGGCAAACUCAGACGAUUAAAGUGGCUUUCGCUGGGGAAUAAUUGCAUCUCCGCCGUACCCGAGACCUUCGAAGAGCUUGUGAAUUUAACCCAUUUGAACAUGGCAGAAAAUCGAUUCAAUGAACUGCCUGCAGCAAUUUCACUGCUAAAACGGUUGAAGUUUUGCUCAUUUGCGGAAAAUUGCAUCGAAAAUGUUACGAACAACGCAUUGGAAGAGCUCAGCUACAUUCAAACUUUGUUGCUGCAUGGAAAUCCAGUGAUGACCGAUAAAUUGUCUACAGCAAAGAUAAAUGAAACGAUUUUUGAACUGGACAUUUUGAACGAAAAUAUUCAGCAGGAUUGGAAUACUAGCCUACCGAAUAGUGAACUGAAUCUUCUCGACACAAGCGAUGAGGAAAUGGUUGAAGAUUUGUACGAGUUUGAGCUAUCCGAAUAAACUAGAUUUUGCAUAGCAGCGUAA
Messenger RNA from Ochlerotatus camptorhynchus, 948 nucleotides. Its product is annotated as leucine-rich repeat-containing protein 7. The transcript has a single exon. Gene Ontology annotation, molecular function: protein binding. The coding region runs from base 1 to 924 and encodes 307 amino acids. The record is from RefSeq and is a predicted model, not a curated record. Gene Ontology annotation, biological process: signal transduction. NCBI's taxonomy places the organism in Eukaryota, Metazoa, Arthropoda, Insecta, Diptera, Culicidae.